AUGAUCCGGAUUUUUCUUCCUGCAAUGCUUGUUGUUUUCAUGAGCUGGAUGUCAUUCUGGAUCAAUCCCGAAUCAGCCCCAUCCCGUACAGUUAUUGGGACAUUUACUAUAUUGAGCGAGACUCAUCUCUUGAUGGGCACGAACAGACGACUACCGCCUGUUCCCUACAUUAAGGCUGUAGAUGUUUACCUUGGAUUUUGUUAUUUGAAUGUAGUAUUAGCACUUAUCGAAUAUGCCAUUGUCGCGUAUUCAAAGAAGAAAUAUGGAGAUCGAAAAAAAAACAAAAGCAAGAGUAUUUUCGAACUAACACCACAAUUACAAGCACCAGAUUUGCUUCAAGAUGCCCGCAUAGAUGAAUGUACUUGCGAACAAAAUGUUUCGGUAUUUGUAGUAGCUAAACGUCCACUGAAAUACGCUGAUUUCUGCAAGCAUAGUCGAGUGGACCUUAUUGCUCGAAUUGUAUUCCCCAUUUCGUUCCUUAUGUUCAAUUUCAUUUACUGGACAGUGCUUCUUUCCCUAUCAGGAUGGAAAAUGUAUGGAGAUAGUGCGGAACAAAGAACUUGUUAA
This is a messenger RNA of Cercopithifilaria johnstoni, 567 nucleotides long. The record is from the annotation of a GenBank genome assembly. Lineage: Eukaryota; Metazoa; Nematoda; Chromadorea; Rhabditida; Onchocercidae.